AUGCGUCGAGCCGCAGACAUAGUUGAAGGUCAACUUGGUAAUGUCGAGGGCUCCCAGAUCCUUCUGCGCAGUCUUAAAAGGUGGAAGAUCGGGAAUGACGUAGGUAAAUUUGUUACUGACUUCCGGCACUCAAACGAGACUGGACGUGUGAAGCGGUCGGUCUGGGGGAUCAAUGGGAAUGCAGCCGAAAGGCGCUACAGCAAUAAUACCAUGGGCGCCAGUCAAUCUUGA
Messenger RNA from Mycena citricolor, 231 nucleotides. The record is from the annotation of a GenBank genome assembly. Lineage: Eukaryota; Fungi; Basidiomycota; Agaricomycetes; Agaricales; Mycenaceae.